CUUCAAAAGCAAAAAAAAUAUCUCACUCUCACUUCGAAAGUAAAGCGAGCAACGCUGUGAGCCUGUGAGGCUUUGCCGGAAAAGGAAGGUGAAGAUUGAGGCUUUCAGGAUCGGGGAUCUAACCGGAGGUGGCACUCUGAAGUCUGAAUGAACCCCCAGACUUGGCGUCCGUACUGAUUAGCUUCAUCCAAUUUCAUCGCCGUUAAUGCUGAGGGUUAUAGCAGAAGCAGAAAGAAGAGUUCAAAAGAAAGACAUGGAAGAUAAAACUUGCUAUCCUCUCCCUGCUGACAAUGAUGAAACUGGAAUCAUACAAUCAACUAGAGAUCUCCCACCAGCUCAUUAUACAUUUCAAGUCAAGAAUUUCUCAUUACUGUUAGGGAUGGAGGAGGAAAAAUGUCACUCUGGCCAGUUUGAAGUUGGCGGCUAUCAAUGGAGAUUGGUACUCUACCCAAAUGGGAAAAAAAAUAGCAAUGGGAACGGUCACAUCUCGCUAUAUUUGGCAAUAGCAGCUACCGAUGACCUUCCACUUGGCUGGGAGGUUAAUGCGAACAUAAGAUUCUUUGUGUUUGAUCAAAUCCGAGACAAGUACCUGAGUAUUCAAGAUGCAAAUGGGAGAGUAAGACGCUUCCAUAACUUGAAGACUGAAUGGGGAAUCGCCCAAUUGCUUUCCCAUGAUACUCUCAAUGAUUCAUCAAAUGGUUAUCUUCUUGAUGAUACUUGUGCCUUUGGGGUGGAAGUUUUUGUUAUUGAAGGUACUGGUAGAGGGGAAAGUUUGUCAAUGAUAAAUCAACCUCAACAUAAUUAUUUCACUUGGAGGAUUGACAACUUUACCGACUUGAAAGAUGAAUUUUAUAUCUCUGAGCAUUUCACCGUUGAAGGGCGAAGAUGGAAGUUGAGGCUCGAGCUAGAAGAAAGUGAAAGUGAAACAGGACCAGACACAUGCUUGUCUCUCUAUCUCUGCUUAGGUGAUUCAGAAACUCUUCCUUCCAACAGAAAAUUGUAUGCAAAAUUCAAGCUGCGAAUAAGGGACCAAAUCCAUAGCAAUCACCUUGAAAAGACAUUUGAGUACUGGUUUUCUGAUCCCCACGACUCUUAUGGUGUCCAAGAGCUUUUGUUAAUGAGAGAUCUCCAAGAUGUAUCAAAGGGCUACUUGGUACGUGAUGGUUUGCUCAUUGAAUGCAAAAUUGAUGUCAUAUCCAUAUUUAAGGAUUUCUCCUCAAAUUAACACUGUUUAAAUUGGAGAAACAUUGUCUUUGAAGUACUUGUGCUUGACAAUAUGUAGCAUUCCUAACUUGAUCGACUUUGUUAGUGUUCUGGCCUGUUUUAGCAUCGUGCUAAUGUUCAAAAUAACGCUAUGCCUGUUGGUGAACAUUAAAUUUUCUGCUAUACCACUGAAGUGGCCAAGGAAAUAGACCUAUCUAAUGGCUAUGUAUAUAAUGUUUUGUUGCCUUGAAAGUGAAUUAUUUCGUGGA
This is a messenger RNA of Corylus avellana, 1472 nucleotides long. Lineage: Eukaryota; Viridiplantae; Streptophyta; Magnoliopsida; Fagales; Betulaceae. The record is from RefSeq and is a predicted model, not a curated record.